Messenger RNA from Drosophila sulfurigaster albostrigata, 615 nucleotides. RefSeq lists its product as uncharacterized. The record is from RefSeq and is a predicted model, not a curated record. Lineage: Eukaryota; Metazoa; Arthropoda; Insecta; Diptera; Drosophilidae. The transcript has 2 exons. The coding region runs from base 259 to 615 and encodes 118 amino acids.
CAAAUAUGAAUAAACUAAAUAUUUUUGUUCUACUAUUGCCAAUUGUGUUGUUUGCUAUCGAGGUAUAUUUUGUGACUUCUUUUUUAGAAUAGCGUAAAUAAUAUGAUGAAUAUUUAACAGGCAUCAACACAACGUCUGGCUGUGCGAUGGAAUUCCUUUAGUUGCAUUCCAAAUACAAAACUAAUCGACUCAAUAAAUUGCAUCAUUAUCGAGCCGGAGAGAUCACUUUUAAAUGCAAAUGUGAGCAUCAAUACUGAUAUGAGGAAACUGAAUGUGCCCUUUGCAUUACUUAUUGCUCGACCGCCGGCAAAUGAUUUUCAUAGGAUUGUCAAUUUAAAUGUAGAUAUUUGCAAGUUCUCCAAGGAAUCGCAUGGCAACAGGUUCUUUAAAAUUGCGUAUAAAAUUAUCUUCGCGGACUCCAACGCUCCCAAAAAGUGUCCUUUCAUAAAGGGAUCGUAUUACUUUCGGAACAUCGACCUAGGUGGAAGUUUACCGCCCUUUUUGCCUGCCAAUGAUUUUCAAGUUCAACUAAAUAUUGAAUCCGAUGUUGAUUGGAUUUUGAACAUGACAUUGUUCGGACGUGCUUUAGAUUUUAUCAAGUCGAAGGGAAAAUGA